UAACUCAUAAUUUAAUUUUACUAAAAAUUGUCUUUACCUGAUGGCAAGCCCCGCCCACUUGCUUCAUUUCCUACCUGAUUGCGGAAGUAGAAGCAGCGAGCGUAGGUUCUUGCCUUGAUUCCCAUCGCUAUCCUGACGGUAUGUCAUUAGUACACGUGCACUCACGCUAGGACGCCAUCAUGAAGAACAAAACCGCGCUGUUAGCCUUCGUGCUACUCGGCAUCUGGAUGGUGGAUGGCGCGGAGAACCGCUCGGAGGCAGUGGCCGCGUCCCCCAGCAUGGUGGUGAAGGAAGGAUCCAGCGUCCUGAUUGAGUGUAACGUGACGGGGGCCCGCGAUGACGUCAGAUGGUUCAGCCCCAGCGGACGCUUGCUGGUUGGGAACCCAGCCGGAAAGUGGAACAUUGACGAGACAGGACAACUCAACAUCUCAGUCAUCUCCUUCAGGGACCGCGGCCGCUACACGUGCGUCCCCUCCAAUGACUCGGGGGUCGGGGACGCCAACUACACCAUCACGGUCCGCGUGGCCCACACGGACAGCGGCUUGGGUUUGUACUACGUCAUCGUCUGCCUGGUGGCCUUCUCCGUCACUAUGAUCCUCAACGUGGCCCGGCUCUGCAUGGUCAGCAGCCACCUGAAGAACACCGAGCUGGCCAUCAACGAGUUCUUCCGCACCGAAGGCGCCGAGAAGCUCCAGAAGGCCUUCGAGGUCGCCAAGCACAUCCCGAUCAUCACAUCAGCCAAGACGCUGGAGCUGGCCAAGGUGACGCAGUUCAAGACCAAGGAGCUGGCGCGGCAAAUAGAGGAGCUGGCGCGCAGCAUCCCCCUGCCGCCGCUCAUCCUCAACUGUCGCACGUUCGUGGAGGAGGCUGUCAACCCUGAGACGAAGCCCGCGGAGAGCGGACAGGAAGUAGUCAACGCAGAGAAUCAGGAAGUACAUGUCGCGCUGAUGUCCGGUGAGGAGGGACAAGGCAAUAGCGCCGACGUCAAGGUAGCGGUGCACUCGACGUACGCUUCACCUUAAUCCUCUUUACUUCAUUCAACAACAUGCCAAUGAGCGGCCGACUUAUUUAUAAUACAAGAUUGGUUGUAGCAGAGAUUCAAAUACUAAUUAAAGCUGCAAGCAGCGUUGAGAGGGCCCUCGCCGAUCCAGUACUUCAGUGUCAUAAUCAUUUGGAACAAUUCUGAUCAAGAUCGGAGUUUAUGGAGCUAAGUUAUCAAAGAUAAAAGUCUUGAGUCGAGUCAUCAAAUCAAAUUUGGGCACCAAGCCACGCCCACAUCCGAAGGCAUAGGCAAAAUUCCAUGGCAAUUUAUCAUAUCUGACAUUUUAGCCGCAACUCAUUUGACCAAAGUCCCUAUGAGGAGUUAAAGUUUUUGGCCCAAAAAUGGCAAGCGGAAACCAAGAUGGCCGACUUCCCGUUUGUUUUCAAAUAUGGGUUCUUGACACUUUAAUGUGCGCCCUGUCACCAUAGACGUCUCCAGCGAUGUUUGUGACGAUACGUGAAACUGGUGGGAAGGGCUAUUUUCUUAAAUUUUUCGAGGGAGUGCUCGACUGCCAAAACGGACGCACCUAAAAAAAAAUGGCAUGUUGUCAUACAUGUCAAGGGCCUCAAAAUGCGAUUAAAGUGGGAGAAAAAUGAAAACGGAGACAUUACAACAUGGCUCUCGCAGCCUCUGCUGCUCAGGCCUUAAUUACGUAAAAUUUAAAUACUGUUGACCAGGCCCUCGCACCCCCACGACGCAGGAUUCCCAUUCUGAAGUAAAUCAUGGAAUUUGGAACCAAAUAUACACACGCAUACCAUUUACCCACUAGUGGAUGUCGUCUGAGUCAAUACAAACACUGUCACAAACUAACCAAUCUUAACAAAUUUGGAGAUGGAGUUAUUUCCAUAGACAUCUUAUAAGUAGACGCAGCAUUGGCUGCUGUGACGCGAGAAAUUCGGCCGCCAUCUUGAAGUGGUGAUGAGCCGGCGAGCAGCCUAAACUGACAGCUGACAGGUAGAAAACAAAGAUGCAAACAUUUUCCUGCUCAAAUGAGCGGACUGUUGAAAAUAGGAAUCAGGGGAUUACUUUUCACUUAACAUUAACGUACUAUUGGUUGUAUUUUAUGAAAAUAAUAUUACCAGAGUUGAGAAGGAGCAAAUAUCUUCGAUAGUACUGAAAUCGUAGCCGCUAGCAAACAAGAGUAUGACCAUAAUAGAAUUGCUUGUCAAUUAAAUUAAUGACAUUUAAAAAUGUCAUACUUGAAUAACAUAAAGUUGAAAUAAAUGAUGAAGAUAAAGAUUGUAAAAGCCAACGGGGGUAAAAGUUAGGACCACAGUCCAGAUUGUGUGUGGGGGUGGGGGGGUAAUAUAUGUUAGCUAACUAGACAAUCAGAUGGACAGUGGCUAUACAGUAUUAUACAAGUCUAAAUCUAGUCUAGCUUUUCCAACCCAAUUUUGUGUAGCCCGCCUUCGAGAAAUGUGUGGGACUUUUGUCAAAAGCGACAUACAUAAAAAAAUACAUAUAAAACAAUCACUGUAAACAUUAUUUAAGGGAAGAAUGUGGUACAAAAUAUCAAUACAAAGUGUCAGAACAGAAUAAACUCUCAGCUGCUGCAGCAACAGAGAUACAGUCCAUAAGAUAUACAGAUAUCUAAUGUAUUCAUACAUUUUUUAUGUAGGAUAUACGCAUGUAUAUAUAACCUAAUCAUAUUGUUUCUUUAAUUUAAUAAUAGCUGACCGUUUUUUUCCUCCUUCUCUGGGAUUAUAUUCCCAGUUUUGCUCUCGGACGUCUGGUCACUUAUAGCAUAUAAGAAUAUUCUAUUACUGUUAAGCAAACUAUGAAUAAUAAAACACGCCAAAACAUGUGUCCUUUAUCAUAGCUACACGUAUAACAAAAAAGCGUGUGAAAAUCAGUAGUAUUAAGUGAGGUAAGAUGAACUAAAUGCGCUGACCGUUCAUUGCUCCUGCGAAAUGAAUUGCACUGAGUGGAGCGGAUCACCACUCCAAGAUGGCGGCCCCGCGUCUCGUCAGUGCCAGUAGGCUGUAGCGGUCGAUGCUGCGUACCCUUAUAAGAUGUCUAUGGUGUCAAGUACCUAAAUAUAUGAUUCUUAAGUUUAUAUCUGUAAAAUUAACAACAACAAAAAAGUUAGCAUGUGUCUAGUACCAAAAUGUAUAAAAACCCUGAGGUGUAUAGAAGACUUUGGGCUUUUUGCCGAAAUAUCCCACAAUGCAUUGCCGGCGACCAUGUUGGUAGGCUUUGUUUGCUGAGACUCAUUGUUCACAACAGAGCUAUUCAAUGUGCAUGUGAUUUUCCAAAGUAUUCAUUGGUAAAUAACGUGAUAUGACAGAUAGAUACUUUGAGUCACUAGACACGAAGUCUUUUCGUCGUUAUGAAGACAAAACAGCCGUAACUGAAUGUGAAGAUCCUUACCGUGUGGACAAGUCUGAGUGGAGUGGAGAUAACGACAUCAUCCCCAAUGUUUCAUACCUGGACUUUGUAAGGUACUUAAGUUUCAACCAAGCCCAUUUUACACUUUGAAGGACUUUCAAAAUGAUCAGUGUAGAAAGCUCUGAAGUUUUUUUGUUGUUUUUUUAGUGGAUGGGUUUGUUAUGUUUGUGUUUCUGUAUAAACCCAGUGAAGGCACUCUUGUGCUGUCAUCUAUUUUACAUUAAUUUCUACUUACAAUUUUCCCCCCAAUUUAUAGCUUACCUGAAAUGAAAUGAUCCGAACAAACUCAAUUGUGGCAGUCGACAACAGCACAUGUUAAUGUUAGCAUGCUAACAGUUAGCAUAUGUAAAGCACUUAAAUGUGACUCUUAACUGUACAAUGGCAAAAUGAAAUGAAACAGAUAGCAUGUUAAUGUUUACAUGCUAACAGUUAGCUUAUGUAAAGCACUAAAACAUUUGACUCUUUAAUGUACAUAUGCAAAAUUAGCUGAAAAAGCUAGCAUGCUAACAGUUAGCAUGUGUCAAGUUCCAAAAUAUAUGACUGAGGUGUAUACAGUUAGAAAUAAAAUGGAUGGAAUAAAAUAUAUAAUUAUUUUUGCGUAAUAUUCUCAUUUAUAGUAAAAAAAAGAAAGGAUAAAAUAAACACAUAUGCAAUACAGCGUGGUAUUUCCCUCAUUUGAUAUGUUUUAUAGAAACUGUUGAAAUUAGCAUAUAUAAUGUUAUGAAAUAUAUUUGUUUGAUAUAUUGUAUUUUGACAGUAACAAUUUGUCAGACAACUUGAAGUUUAUUUUUCAUGAACUGGAUUAUUAACUGGGAAAUGAAGUACAGCAAAGCUGUUGUUGUUUUUUUAAAUAUUGUUUUGACCUAAUUAGCAUUACACUUUUUCCUGUUUUGUUUACACAUUUCUACACUUCAAUGUAUUUUUAAGAUUGUUACUUAAAACAAUACUUGUACAGGUAAUAAACAGUUUAAUGAUGGUCACAACUUGACCCUGGAACAGAUUAAAUUCCUUCACUGUUAUUUCCUAUGGGGGUAAUGUAAUCUUACUGGAACCAGACCUUGUUUUUAUUUGCUGAGCCCUCACUUUUUCUGUUUCCUCCUACAUUUGUGUCACCUUGAUUAGUGCUCACUUUGACAGACCUUUUAUCUUUUUUUCUUUUUCCCCCUUUCUUGUUUCUAUGUCGAUACACAAAGAAGAGUGAUGCACAUUUAAUCUGUGCCUCUGUGUUGGUGAGUUAAUUUCAGGUUGAAUUUAUUUACAAAAAAACCGUUGAAUAAACAAUACACAGUGACCUUUUGCCGAGGAGAUUACUGUGA
Messenger RNA from Entelurus aequoreus (snake pipefish), 4746 nucleotides. Its product is annotated as microfibrillar-associated protein 3-like. The record is from RefSeq and is a predicted model, not a curated record. The transcript is spliced from 3 exons. Bases 180 to 1022 code for a protein of 280 amino acids. NCBI's taxonomy places the organism in Eukaryota, Metazoa, Chordata, Actinopteri, Syngnathiformes, Syngnathidae.